Molecule: messenger RNA, 1557 nt
Organism: Talaromyces marneffei
Lineage: Eukaryota; Fungi; Ascomycota; Eurotiomycetes; Eurotiales; Trichocomaceae
Exons: 2
Coding region: 1-1557 (518 amino acids)
Source: RefSeq, a predicted model, not a curated record
AUGGCGAAGCUCGUCUACCGGCCCUGUCCGGCCGAGCUACGUGGCUCAGCAAGCCAUCCCACAGCUCAAAGCCGUAUCUCUCAGCAGACUGCUGGCAACUCCGGCCACCCAGCGCUUUGCGCACUAACCCCUCUGGCCAACCAGCAAGGUUUCAAAUAUGUAGACCAGUACCCCAUCGACAAACAUGCUGGCCCCAUGUUCAUUCACGAGAAACAAAACACCUUCUGUGGUAUAUGCGGCAUGUGCAUCACUCUCGAGGAUGAGCAAGCCGUUUCUCACGCAGUCAAUCCGUUCACCACCACGGGUCCUGAUGCGGCUCAGCAUGCCGAUGCCGGGAAUGAGGAAUUCGAAGAGUUGCAGCAGGGAGAAGACCAGUCUAUUGACUGCGAUGCUGCGAAUGAGCGGAAGUUUGGCGUGAUGCCUCAUCCCGGAUGGACUGGAAUGUAUCGCGUUGUCGUCCGUCAGACAAAGAAUCAUUAUGGCAAGAAUGAGGCUCAUUACUAUGUCUCCGGCCUUGGUCGCUACCAUCUCUGGGACAGCGACCCCAAAGCCCGCAAAAUGUACAACAGGUGCACCUAUGAAGCCAAGGAGCCCGUCUUCACCGUCCCUCGUGAGAAGCACGACUUACUGGUUGACCGACGCCAGUUUUACAACAAGAAACUAACCAAGAAGGAGACGAAGAACACCACUCAGCUCCCACCUGUCAAAAGAGUCAGCGUCUACCCACGCCAUUUCCACGAUGAUGAAAACGAAAAAUUCUUCCCUCACGGCUUUCCCAUGCACGACAACUGCUGGAAAAUGGCCGCCAAGAUUAUCGGUGCUGACAAGCUCGAGAAGGAAUUGAAUUUGUUCAUCGAGACGCUCCAGAACAGAUUCGUUGAUGAAGAUUUGUUCAACGAGGGUCGUCAAGUCGCGGACUGGAUCGUGAAUGAGAGAGGUAAUUUUGACACUUGGUACCUGGCCAACCGCACGGAAGAUGACGUCAACCGUAUCCUCAUCGCCAUGCAUGACCCAAUUCACGUCAACGAGAUCGAGGACCUCAUCGCUGAGAGUGCGCGUCGAUACACGACCAUGAAGGGAAAGCUCCAUGACGAUGAUGCUUCCGCCUCCACAACCAAUGAACUCGACUCCCACGAGUCUGUGAAGAGCAUCCUCGACGAACUGCACCACUCCGAGGUCGAGGCCUUCUUAGCCCAAACCAAGAUCGUCGUGCCAUGGUCCUACUGGGCACGACGUGCGCCUUAUGACACUAUCUGGGAACUCGAAUCAAUCGAGCAAUAUAGCACGCCUCUUGAUUGGCAGUAUCUCUGCCUCCGCGCUGAACGUCUGUGCGAAGAGUCGUUGGGCAUAAUCAACCGGAGCCGUAUCUGCAACAUCCUGCGCGAAGUCAAGGAUAGUAUGUUCGAGACGAGGAGUGAUGAUGACCUAUCAGUAGUUGAGCGGGUGAGUAGCGACGGAACGUCCACUCUUACUGCUAACACCAAAUCCACCAAGAAAGUGUUGGUCGACUUGACAGAAUCGGACUGGGAGCAAGAUGCUUUUAUGGAGGAUAAUUAG